Messenger RNA from Kwoniella botswanensis, 2991 nucleotides. RefSeq lists its product as uncharacterized. The transcript is spliced from 7 exons. Bases 1 to 2991 code for a protein of 996 amino acids. The record is from RefSeq and is a predicted model, not a curated record. Lineage: Eukaryota; Fungi; Basidiomycota; Tremellomycetes; Tremellales; Cryptococcaceae.
AUGUCAGGGAGUAGCGAAUUAUUUGACGGUAUAGGAUUUUACGUCCAACCCAUGGCGAAGGAGAAUAUCCUCAAUUCUCCUAUCGGUAAAGAAAUCAUGGAUCACCAUGGUACAAUCUACCCUAUCCCAUCUCUCGAUCAAGUACAAAUCAUCAUUGUUCCCCCCAUCCCCUCUCCAGUCAAUUUGAUACCCCUCGACCCAAACUUCGUAUGGCUCGAUCCCGAUACCUUGGACGAAUUUCGCGGCUGGACGCCUGAACUGCUGGUAAGGUAUUUUGAAGAUACGAUACGAAAUGGGGACGUGAUCGAAGGUAGAAAGGUGGUAGUGGGUUAUGGAUGGGUAGAAAAAAGCUUGAGAGCUGGGAGGGUGUUGGAGAGGGAAGAUAAUUGGGCUGGAUGGCGAGUAAGAGGAAGUUAUGAUAUCUGGAACAAUCUUACCAAUACUCUCCAUACCGAUUGUCAAAUCGCUCAUAUCCUUACUCCUCACGAUCACGCUACUACGCAACCUUAUUCGAAUGAUCGGUAUACAAACGCUUCAGCCAUGGAUUUGGUACCACAUUAUCCACCUGCAACAUCGAAUGAUUCUAAUGGAAAAUUGGAAGUUUCGAAAUUGUUCACAUAUACACAAACGCUGCCAUCUUCACGGCCACACCCUGUCCACUAUGCAUCCGCAUGCAUAGACCCUGGCUCCGAGGCUUCAAGCAACCACCCCAAUGGCUUCGAUGGCCAUACCACAUAUCACCCUAUACAAUCCUCACACCUUUCAAACACUGCGUUCGAACAUGUCCCGCAUCCUGGACCAUAUCUGCAACAAAGAUAUACCUGGGAAUCUCAUCCUUCGGUGCUUCAACCGGUCCCUUCAAAAGUAUUACCUUCCGGAGCCAAAGUUCCUAUAACCGAAUGGAUCGCUUCCGAAACUACAAAAGAUUAUGCCACACACCAUCCGAAUUUCAAUGAGUAUCCACAAUCUCAACCCCGUUAUCAUCCAAAGGAAAGAUAUCAACCAUAUCCAGCUCCGUCAGGUGUCUCACCUACUCAUGAAGACUCCCGUACCCUCCAACCUCCCUUGACUUUGGACAAACCUUUACAUCCUAGAAAGCGAGUGACCAAAACUCCAAUCAUCGUUCCUUCGCAAAAGAUCACUCAAGCUGGAUAUGUGCCACCUACGCCUAUUUCGCCUGUAACAUGGAACCGAACAUCAUAUCCUCCAUUAUCACGACACUUACCGACUCAGGCUAAUAACCUAACAUCAGCGAUACAGCGUCAGAACAGGGUCAAAUCUUCAUCUUCAAAUGCCAUCCUCCAACCCACCAGCACGGUGGGUCUGUCUAAACCUACUUGGUGGGAUAUGAGUAGAUCGAGAACAAUCAACAUACCAGACACCCCUACUAAGUGGCAAAUAGCUAUGAACCAAAAAGGCAAGGCCGAACGUCGAGAGGCAAGCAUCUCAGGCAAGCCAAUCAAGAUGUAUCUCGCACCUAACAUACACCCUAUUUAUCGAGAGAAGAUCAAGAACGAAGGUGGACAGAUCUGUUCUCGACUUCACGCCUCGAUAGCAGUAUUCUAUCGGACUGCCACUGAUCCAUCUCCAUUGAUGCCCAAGUCGACAGCGGAGAAUGAGGCAGGAUGGAAUUGCGGUAAGAAAGGCCAGGUGACGGUCACUCUGGAUUGGCUCAAAGUUUGUCUGGAGCAAGGGAAAUUGGUAAAUGCGAAAGAGUAUCAAAUCUUGUUUCAAAAGCCUACAAGAAACGAAAGUGGUCCUGUAUCGGCGUAUACGACUCUGUCUAGUAAGGAGAAAAAGGUUGUACCUGUUACAACAGACAGUCAAGUCUCGGUCCACUCAUCGAACAAGCCGAACCCUACUCCUUCGAGCCAAGCUGAAUUAGAUGCUACGUCGAGACUGAGAACGAAAUCCACCCUCACACAGUCUUCGUCCUUCCCAAGCUGUCCGUCCUCCACGGCGUACGACCCCAUUUCAUGGCAAGUAGAGAAGAUAGCUAGACGGCUGUACCAAAAUGGAAAAACGGGAGGAUCAGUCACGAUCUCAGACCCAUAUGGGAAAGAGCGCGGGAAGGAUGAUAUGACAUACGAUUAUCCCGAAAAGUAUGAAUCAUCCAUACAAGAUAGGGUAAAAGAAUUGGCAAAUCAUUAUGAAAGAGCCGGACGAACCUUACGAAUUGACGAAACAAAGAACGUUCCUGUUUCAAUUUCCGCCUCUGUACCAAUGCCGUCGACCCCAAGCUCAAAUCCAUCAACUUUGCCGAAAAGCCGGACUGAGGUGCAGAUGGUGAUCGAAUCAGCCAAUACGCAGGAUCAUGCUCUCGAUUCAGGAGAGCUUCGAGUGGCUGGCUCUUUGGUUGGAAGACUUCUUACUCAGCUAGAGAAAGAUGGGACUGAUGGCGUGAGCGAGGAUAGAGAUGGACGUGAUAACAAGAUAGAGAGCGGUGGUGAUUAUAAAGUUGAGGAGGUGAGGAAUUUGAUGGACGAGGAGCUGAAAGAGCUGGAUGAGUUUUUCGAUUUUGGUAAUGACACACCUAACGCAAUCGACUCUCCUACGCUAGUAACCGAAUCCACCUCAUCGGAAUUACCAUCAACCAGAUGUGUGCUUACUGUUGAGGAUACAGAAGGUGUUGGGUUUCAUUUGCACAUACCAACUCAGCACGCGUUAGAAUCGGCAAAGAACUUGGAAAUGUCAGAAGAUCAUAUCAAUGUCGAUCUCGACAUUUGCAUGGGGAAAGAUGAAGGAAACGAUCAUGAAGAUGAGGUAGAUCAAUAUCAUUUAUUCUUUCAAAGUCUCUUGGAUGGUUCAUAUCUGUUGCCAACGCCGACGAGAGAUCAGGACGCAAGUCGAUCGAUUGGUGAGGUUGGAUCAAAGGAUGUUAUUUUGGUAGAUAGCGAAGAUUCAGACGAGGAGAUACCAUUGAGAGUGGUACAAGCUAGUAGAGUGUUGGGAAGGGGACGAAUUGGUGAAGAAAUGCGUGGUAGACCUUGA